Carassius auratus (goldfish) is the source of this 3571-nucleotide messenger RNA. It is a transcript of the gene pde11al, whose product is annotated as phosphodiesterase 11a, like. The transcript has 20 exons. Gene Ontology annotation, molecular function: protein binding; 3',5'-cyclic-nucleotide phosphodiesterase activity. Bases 185 to 2950 code for a protein of 921 amino acids. Gene Ontology annotation, biological process: signal transduction. Lineage: Eukaryota; Metazoa; Chordata; Actinopteri; Cypriniformes; Cyprinidae. The record is from RefSeq and is a predicted model, not a curated record.
UUUAAUUAUUUAUUUCACAGUUCAACUCCACGAGCCUCAUAAAAGACUGUGAGAGGAGGAAGGCUGGAUGUCAGUGAUAAUUAAAUGGCAGAUGGAUGUGUGAAGUGUGUGCAGCAGUACAGUGAGCUGAGCAUUACUGUAAACGACUCCUGAACACUUUGGCUGCGGCUUUUCGGCUGGCGACAUGACAACUUUUGAUUUUUCCGACGUUGAGGCAUUUUUGGAUUGCCAUCCGGAACUUUUUGAGGAAUAUCUCCUCAGGAAGGGAAAAUGUGACACCCUGAGCAGAUGGCUCAAAGAGCAUCAGCCGUCCAAAACCUCUCCGGUGGAGGAGAAACGCGGGGUCGCGAGAGAUCCCUUCUGGCCCACGAACCCCGACGGACUGAAGCGCAGAUCGUCCCACAUGGAGCUCCGCAGGAACUUCGCCCGCUCCAAAGCGAUGACGGCGCACCGGACCUACGACGAGCACGUCAGUCUCACGGCUCACGAGUCCCAGUCGAGUAUGCGACGGCGCGCGCUCCUGCGGAAAGCCAGCUCGUUACCGCCGACCACGGCGCACAUCUUGAGCGCGCUGCUCGAGUCCCGGGUGAACGUGCCUCAGUAUGCCUCCAGCGCCAUUGACUUCAAAUACAGACUCAAAGAGUCCAACGAGAGGGAGUUCUUCCUCGAGCUGGUUAAGGACAUUUCUAACGAACUUGACAUGACGAACCUCAGCUACAAGAUUCUUAUCAAUGUGUGCAUCAUGGUGAACGCAGACAGGUGUUCGCUUUUCCUAGUGGAGGGACCGUCUCAUAAGAGGACACUGGUGUCCAAAUUUUUUGAUGUGCACUCGGGUACAACGGUGCGACCCUCUUCAAGCACUCUGGACUCAAACGAGGUGCAGGUCCCGUGGGGAAAAGGCAUCAUAGGUUAUGUGGCAGAACACGGAGAAACCGUCAACAUCCCGAACGCAUACGAGGACCAUCGGUUCAAUGAUGAAAUUGAUAAGCUGACGGGCUAUAAGACUCAGUCCAUUCUGUGCAUGACCAUCCGCAACAGUGUCGGUGAAGUUAUCGGUGUAGUGCAGGCCAUCAACAAGAACCCCAGCGGAACUCCAUUCACCGAGGAUGAUGAGAAGGUGCUGCAAAUGUAUCUACCGUUCUGCGGAAUAUCGAUCUCCAAUGCCAAACUCUUCUCCGAAUCCCGCAAGGAGUAUGAGAGGAGCAGGGCCCUGCUGGAGGUGGUGAAUGAUCUGUUUGAGGAGCAGACGGACCUGGAGAAGAUCGUGAGAAAGAUCAUGCAGCGUGCGCUGACAUUGCUUCAGUGUGAGCGCUGCUCUGUGCUUCUGCUAGAAGACAUCCAUUCUCCAGUAGUUAAGUUCUCCCAGACGUUUGAACUCAUGUCUCCACUGUGCAACGUUGAUCAUGACAUCAGCAUGGAGAAGGUGUCUUGCUCGGACUGGCUGAUCAAUAACAGCAUUGCUGAGUUGGUAGCAUCAACCGGGCUGCCUGUUAACAUCAGUGACGUCUGUCAGGAUCCCCGCUUCGAUGCUGAGGCGGACCAGGCUUCUGGUUUCCAUAUCAGAUCAGUUUUAUGUGUCCCUAUCUGGAAUCGGACACAUCAGAUUAUAGGUGUUGCCCAGAUUCUGAAUCGCUUGGACAGGAAGACAUUUAAUGAUGCAGAUCAAAGAUUAUUUGAGGCAUUUGUUAUUUUCUGUGGUCUGGGCAUUAACAACACAAUGAUGUACAACCAAGUGAAAAAGACUUGGGCCAAGCAGUCUGUGGCUCUAGAUAUGCUCUCCUAUCAUGCUACAUGCUCCAAGGCAGAGGUUGAUCGACUGAAGGCUGCUAAGAUUCCCCUAAGCAGUGAGCUCGGGAUCGACGAGUUCCACUUUAAUGACUUUUCUCUGGACAAUGACGCCAUGAUCACUGCCUCCCUGCGGAUGUUCUUGGAGCUUGGUGUCGUACAGAAAUUCAAAAUUGAUUAUGAGGUGCUGUGCCGCUGGCUGCUUACCGUGAGGAAGAACUACCGCACCGUUGCUUAUCACAACUGGAGACAUGCCUUCAACGUCUCACAGUGCAUGUUUGUUAUGAUCACCACUGCUGGGUUCCAGGAGAUACUGACAGACACAGAGACUCUCGCUCUUAUGGUGGGGUGUUUCUGCCAUGACCUGGACCAUCGUGGCACAAAUAACGCCUUUCAGGCAAAGUCUGGGUCAGCACUAGCGCUGCUGUACGGAACAUCUGCUACACUAGAACAUCAUCAUUUCAACCAUGCUGUCAUGAUCCUGCAGAGUGAGGGUCACAACAUUUUUGCUAAUCUGUCCUCUAAAGAGUACAGCAACAUGAUGCAGCUACUGAAACAGGCCAUUCUGUCCACAGAUCUCACACUGUAUUUCAAAAGAAGAACCCAGUUCUUUGAGUGUGUUCUGUCAGAGCAGUUCAGCUGGAGUAAUGAAGAACAUAGAGACAUGUUCAGGUCUAUGCUGAUGACUGCGUGUGACUUGGGUGCAGUGACCCGACCGUGGGAAAUCUCAAAACAGGUGGCUGAAUUAGUGACCAGUGAAUUCUUUGAACAAGGUGACAGGGAGAGAUCAGAGCUGAAAUUGACACCGGCUGCAAUUUUUGAUCGCAAUCGUAAAGAUGAGCUUCCUGUGCUUCAGUUGGAAUGGAUUGAUGGAAUUUGUAAGCCAUUAUAUGAGGCUCUUGUGAAGUUGAAUAGGAAGCUUCAGCCAAUGGUAGAUGGAAUUGAUGCCAACCGUAAGAAGUGGGAGGAGCUUUGUCUGUCCUAUCAGCAAAGACGGAGAGCCUCUGAGUGUAUCUCCAGUCUGGAGGCAGGAGAGACAGAAUCGUCUCAGAGUUCAGACUCCACCCAUGAGCCAGAAUCAAGUCAGAGUGAGGCGACCAAUCAGAGUGAAGACUCCACCCACUGUGUGGAGCCAAAUCAAGCCACGGUAGCCAAUUACAAAUAAGAAGCGUGAUGUGACAUUUAAAGGACAGCCCAUUGAGUCAGGGGUUCCCAAACUAUUCUGUCUGCCGAACCUCUUAUAUGCUGAGAUUUUAAGUUAAUAUUUAAAUAAUUUACCAACAGAUUUGCAUAUUCACAGUUAUCUGAUGUUGGUUAAUGGUCAAAUGGCUUUAACAAAACAGAUCAAAUAUUUUUUCUUUUUUUUAUGUUUUAGUUUGAUUGUGUUUAUUUUAAAAUAAUUUAUAUACUUCAUAUAAUUUUUUUUAUAUAGUUUUGGACAUUUGGACAUGGAUUUUAAGAGUGAUAUGACAUUUAAUUUCAUAAGAAAACAUUUUAUAUUGCAGCUGCUGAAACGUACUAAGACCUUGUACAGGGUCUUUCUUACUAUUAUUAUUAUUUUAAUAAUUUUUUACACACAUUAUAAAAAUUUCAUUUUACACAUCUUAAUUAAAUCGCAGCCUUGAAUGUGAUAAUCACACUAAGCCAUAUCAUGAUUUCUGUUUAAUUUUGAUGAUGUACACAACCCAAUUGAUUUAUUUUAGUUUUAGAUUUAAUUUCAUAAUUUCCCUUUUUAUGUGGGCUGCUUGUGAGAUUGACAGUAUUUCUACUGAAAUUACUUCAGGCA